Messenger RNA from Miniopterus natalensis, 1373 nucleotides. The record is from RefSeq and is a predicted model, not a curated record. NCBI's taxonomy places the organism in Eukaryota, Metazoa, Chordata, Mammalia, Chiroptera, Miniopteridae.
UCCCAGUCCUACCUAUGCACAGAUACCACUCCCAGGUCUCCCCUGUCCUGCCCCUUGGUGAGACCUGACCCCAGUGCACAGCUGAGGCCUCUGCGGACUCCAUACUCAGGAAGGAUGUCGUCCACAGGCCGAGCAGCCCAAAGUGCUGAGUGCGGUGGAGGACCGCAUGGAUGAGCUGGGUGCCAGCAUUGCACAGUCCCGGCGGACGGUGGCCCUCAUCAAGAGUGCAGCUGUGGCCGAGCGGGAGAGGGUGAGCCGGCUGUUUGCAGAGGCUUCGGCCACCCUGCAGGGAUUCCAGAAGGAGGUGCUGGGCUUCAUUGAAGAGGGUGAGGCCACCAUGCUGGGCCGCUCCCAGGGCGACCUUCAGCGGCAGGAGGAGCAGCGCAGCCGGCUGAGCCGGGCCCGCCACAACCUCAGUCAGGUCCCUGAGGCCGACUCAGUCAGCUUCCUGCAGGAACUCCUGGCACUCAGGCUGGCCCUGGAGGAGGGGUGCGGCCCUGGGCCUGGUCCCCCGAGGGAGCUCAGCUUCACUAAGUCGUCCCAGGCUGUGAAGGCAGUGAGAGAUGUGGUGACUGCGGCCUGCGCCAGCCAGUGGAAGCAGCUGCUAGGGCUGAGCAAUGAUGAGGCUGGGCUGCAGAAGCUCAGCACGGAAGUCGAUGCCGAGUCCCAGGACCCAGAUAACAGCAACCACCUGGAGAGCGAGGCACCCAGGGAUUACUUCCUCAAGUUCGCCUACAUCGUGGACCUGGACAGUGACACAGCAGACAAGUUCCUGCAGCUGUUUGGGACCAAAGGUGUGAAGAGGGUGCUGUGUCCCAUCAACUACCCUGAGUCACCCGCCCGCUUCACUCACUGCGAGCAGGUGCUGGGUGAAGGCGCCCUGGACAGGGGCACCUACUACUGGGAGGUGGAGAUCAUUGAGGGCUGGGUCAGCGUGGGGGUCAUGUCCGAAGACUUUUCCCCACACGAACCCUACGACCGGGGCCGGCUUGGCCGCAAUGCCCACUCCUGCUGCCUACAGUGGAAUGGACGCAGCUUCUCCGUCUGGUUCCAUGGGCAGGAGGCACCCCUGCCUCACCCCUUCUCGCCCACGGUCGGGGUCUGCCUGGAAUAUGCCGACCAAGCCCUGGCCUUCUACACCGUGCGGGAUGGCAAGAUGAGCCUUCUGCGGAGGCUGAAGGCCACCCGGACCCGCCGGGCUGGCCCCUCGGCCUCCCCCAUUGACCCCUUCCAGAGCCACCUGGACAGCCACUUUUGGGGGCUCUUCCGGAGCAGGCUGAAGCCCGCCUUCUUCCUGGAGAGUGUGGAUGCCCAUCUGCAGAUCGGGCCCCUCAAGAAGUCCUGCAUAUCUGUGCUGAAGAGGAGGUGAUGCA